CGUCCAAGUUGUGUCUCGUUAAAAUAACAAGUGGAUGUGAAAAUGGGUUCAAGUCAAUCACUGACAGUUACACUAAUGUUGCUUUGCACAGGUUUGCAAGCUUCGAAAGCAUCUGAGUGGAGAUAUUCGGGCAAAUAUGGACCAGAAAAUUGGCCGGGAAUAUGUGCGACAGGAAAGAAGCAGUCGCCGAUCGAUAUCGUGACAGAAGACGCCAUAAGAAUUGAUCUAGGUGCACUUAAAUUCAAUCGAUAUGACUUCGCUUUUCCUAGUACGAUGAUUAACACUGGACAUUCUGUGCAAAUAUUACUUGAUGGAGUACCACUCCAUCUCAGUGGCGGAAAUUUAUCAUCGUUAUAUGUUCUGGAGCAAAUGCACUUUCAUUGGAGUGCAGAGCAUACUGUGGACGGUUUACGUGAUCCACUAGAGUUGCACUUAGUGCAUUACAAUAAAAAGUAUACGAAUUUUAGUGCAGCCUUGCAAUAUGAAGACGGGAUUGUCGUGGUUGCUGUUCUAUUUGAGUUGAGCAAUGUCGAUAAUCCAGAUUUGUCGCUGAUUGUAGAUGCGACGAAAUUGGUGUCCAAUUGGGUGGGACACAAUAUGAUACACAUGAGAAAUAAGCUAAUACCUUUGUUGUUCCUACCAAAGGAUCAUACGACGUACUAUAAUUACGAAGGAUCUUUAACUACACCUACAUGCCAGGAGUCUGUAUGGUGGUUUAUUAUGACUGAGAAACUUAAAGUGUCGGAAACGCAGAUGGACGUAUUUAGACAAAUAGAUGGCAGUAAUGGUACAUUGAAAUUCAAUUACAGACCUAUUCAGAAGCUCGGCAACAGAAAAGUGUACCAUCGUCUAGAGGGAUAUAUUAACGCGUCGUCGAGUAUUACUUGGAAUGUCUAUACAAUUCUCAGCAUUCUUCUAGUCAGACUUUUGUGCGAAGAUUUUUAGUAUAAAAUAAAUAAGCGCCAAAUCAGACUUCAUGUUAUAGAACGUAUACGACGUGAUAUGACAACUGUUACAUGUGAUAUAAUUUAUUGCACUACUUUGGAAAAUAAGAUGUGCAUUCAUUAUGACAAAUGUUAUACGCUUGUAUAAAUGCAUUAUUUG
Molecule: messenger RNA, 1104 nt
Organism: Cyphomyrmex costatus
Lineage: Eukaryota; Metazoa; Arthropoda; Insecta; Hymenoptera; Formicidae
Product: carbonic anhydrase
Exons: 6
Coding region: 43-945 (300 amino acids)
Cellular component (GO): cytoplasm
Molecular function (GO): carbonate dehydratase activity; zinc ion binding
Source: RefSeq, a predicted model, not a curated record